CUUACGUGGGUCCUGGGGAUUCAAACCUGGAGCCUUUGGCUUUGCAGGCAAGCGCCUUAACCAUUAAGCCAUCUCUCCAGCCUUCAGUUCUGCUUUAAAGUGGGAGAAGUCAUGCCCUUUCACAGCGUGCUGCCUUUAGCUCUCCACUUGGAGACAAAGGGCCCACCGAUCCUCUGCGCGCAGCCGUAUGCCCAAGCACCCCUCCCCCUGUGUGCCCGACGUCCCCUCCCUACUGCGUCCCGCUACGGAUAUAAGGCACCAGGCUCGCAGGCUUCAGUAGCGACCCUACCGGCCUGCUUCUGGCUUCCCAUGGCUCGGUGCGCUACGCUCGUGCCCGCCGCCCUGGCGCUGCUCCUGCUGCUGACACUGCCCGGCCUUGCGUGGUACAAGCCGGCGACGGGUCCCCGCCACUAUUCGGUGGGUCGCGCCGCGGGGCUGCUGUCCAACUUCCACAGGUCCAUGUCGACGCGCCGCUCGGAGUCGCCAGUUCCUUUCGUGGGGACGGUACACCCGCGCCGCACCAGUGCCUUUUCCGAGCUACUCCCCAGUCUGCGGACCCUUGCUGUGUGCGUCAAGGACAUCACUCCGAACCUGCAGAGCUGUGAGCGGCUCCUCGACAGCCAGGGCACUUUCCAAUGCAAGGCGGAUGUCUUCCUAUCGCUGCACAAGGCGGAUUGCCACAGCACCUGAGCCCUGGACCCCAACCUGGACCUUGGCGUGCUCCAUGGGUGGCUCCCAUGCCCAGUCCUGUUCCGGGUUCCCCAGGCCCCGCUGUGUGGGCUGGCACCCUCUCCUCAGUGUGCCCACAGUAAAUGGCUAAAUGAAUAAA
Molecule: messenger RNA, 829 nt
Organism: Jaculus jaculus (lesser Egyptian jerboa)
Lineage: Eukaryota; Metazoa; Chordata; Mammalia; Rodentia; Dipodidae
Gene: Npb
Product: neuropeptide B
Exons: 2
Coding region: 112-690 (192 amino acids)
Biological process (GO): feeding behavior; G protein-coupled receptor signaling pathway
Molecular function (GO): G protein-coupled receptor binding
Source: RefSeq, a predicted model, not a curated record